UGCAAAUGACGUGAUUUUUUUACGGAGCGUGCGUAUUACGACCAGCUGAGAGCAAUGACUAAUCCUAUCCGGUGGUGGUGUUGAGACUCUCACUCUUGAGAAACUGGCUGUCAAAACAUUCCACAAAAUAUCCACAAAAAUAAAUCCGCAAAAAUGACGACGUCGCACCCCUUCACCGUCUGCGAGAUAUCCACCGAGUUACAAACCCUGCUCAAGGACUUUCGCUUCCGGAAAUCCGGAAACAAGCUCGACGCCGUGAUCAUGAAAGUGAACAAGGAAACCCGUGAAAUAAUCCUCGACGAGGAGUUGGAGGACACCACGAUGGCCUCUCUCCUGGACUCCCUCCCCGACCACCAACCCCGCUUCGUCCUCUUAUCAUACGAAUUACGCAUCGAUUCAGAGUCCCGAACGUCAUUUCCUCUCGUGUUCAUCUUCAUCAGCCCAAGGGAUGCCAAUCCAGAGUUGCAGAUGAUGUACGCCGGGAGCAAGUUGUGUCUCCAACGGGUCGUUGACUGUGGGGGGAAGGUGUUCGAGAUCAGGGAGUUGGAGGAAUUGAGUGAAGACUGGCUCAAGGGGAAGCUCCUGGCGACGUGAUUUAGUUUGUGUGUUUUUGUAUGUGGAGUUUUGUACAUGGGAAUAAAGCGUGUAUAUAUUAUUGA
Folsomia candida is the source of this 659-nucleotide messenger RNA. RefSeq names its product glia maturation factor beta (gene GMF). Lineage: Eukaryota; Metazoa; Arthropoda; Collembola; Entomobryomorpha; Isotomidae. Bases 154 to 594 code for a protein of 146 amino acids. Gene Ontology annotation, biological process: negative regulation of Arp2/3 complex-mediated actin nucleation; actin filament debranching. Gene Ontology annotation, molecular function: actin binding; Arp2/3 complex binding. The record is from RefSeq and is a predicted model, not a curated record. The transcript is spliced from 4 exons. Gene Ontology annotation, cellular component: actin cortical patch.